Messenger RNA from Guyanagaster necrorhizus, 2419 nucleotides. RefSeq lists its product as uncharacterized. The coding region runs from base 17 to 2419 and encodes 800 amino acids. Gene Ontology annotation, molecular function: calcium channel activity; calcium ion binding. Gene Ontology annotation, biological process: calcium ion transmembrane transport; intracellular calcium ion homeostasis. NCBI's taxonomy places the organism in Eukaryota, Fungi, Basidiomycota, Agaricomycetes, Agaricales, Physalacriaceae. Gene Ontology annotation, cellular component: membrane. The record is from RefSeq and is a predicted model, not a curated record. The transcript has 4 exons.
CCAUCUUCUGCUUACCAUGGGCAGGGAGAGUCCACCACCGACAACCCCUCUUGCCCGCGACUAUGCCCCGGUGGCUACCACAUCCAGCUCGCCUACAAAUGAACACGAGAAAAAGCCCUCGACGUCGACGCGGGCGUCCACCGACUCGGAUACCACUGCUACCCAUACUUCCGACGAGUUCAAUUGGUCUGACGAUGACUCGUCUGGCCCCAAGAACAGCGAUGGCGUUAAGGCCAAGCGUGGACGUGUUAUCUAUCUUGCCUUCAUCAAGCUAUCUCGCUGGGUCCGAGUACUCGUUAUCGGGAUAUUAGGGUGUGCUAUCCUUAUCACACCCCUGCUUGUCGUCCAGCUGCGCUUCAAGGCCAUCCCCAGCAGCGUGCGUAUGCAGGUCCACGUCUGGAGUCUGUGGUUCACCGUGAUAUGGGCAGCCGCAUGUGGGACCUAUCUGGUUGUCGAUGCCAUUCCUCGGCUCAUCGUAGGCCUGAUAGUUCUCUUUGGAGGACAGCUGGAGCGGUCGAAAAUGCAGAUAGAGCUUGCACUCGCCGUUCAGGGCUGGGUCAAACUAGCACUCGAUAUUUCCUGGGCCUGGAUCGCGCUUUCCGUUAUACGCACCUUAUACAAGCCAGCUGGCAACUAUUGGGUCAUUAUCAAUCGAAUUAUGCAGGCCUUAUUCUCCGCUGGUAUCAUAAUCCUUGCUGAGAAGGUUUUCCUUCAGUUUGUUGCCAUCAAUUUCCAUCAGAAGGCCCUGGCGGAUCGCCUGACGGAGAACAAGUUGGGUCUUCGCGCGUUGGAUAGGCUCUCCAAUGCCCAGCCUGUUUUUGGUCUCGGGAAUAAGCAUCCGAAGAGGCGGGUGCACAAGAGUCCUGGGACGAGUGUAGAUCUGAACAAUGCUGCGCCGCGGGGACACAAUCAGAACCCAAGCCAGUUGGGACAUGGCAAUGAGAUAGAUGCUCACAGGGAGAAGCUUAUAACCGCCACCCGGACUGCUCGGCGACGUCGCAAGCGCAAAUCUUUCAUGCCCAGCGUCAUUGUGGAUCAGGUCGGCGGCGCCAUUGAUCAAGUCGGUGACGCUAUCGGCCAAGUUGCGCUCAAAAACUCCAAAUUUAACCGUGAAGGUGAUCUGGGGGGACUCCACUCGGCACGAAAGCUCGCCCGCAAGCUCUUCCGCAGUCUCAAUGAUGUUGAUCCUGAUCGAGAUUAUUUAAUUGUUGAAGAUUUUUAUCCGUAUUUCCGGAGUACGCAAGAGGCUACUGUUGCGUUUGCACUCUUUGACAAGGACGGCAAUGGUGACAUUAGUAAACGGGAGAUGCGCGAAGCAGUUCAGCGCAUCUACCGCGAGCGCAAAUCGCUCAUUGCCUCCCUCAAGGAUGCUGGUUCAGCUGUAACCAAACUGGACGCAGUUUUACUAUGUUGCUCUCUUGUCGGUAUCAUAUUCUGCUGUCUCCUCAUAUUUAACAAAUCCAACACGCUCGAAUCGCUUGUCCCAUUAGCGACCGUUAUUCUCGGCUUCUCCUUCGUUUUUGGAAACGCAGCCGCGACGCUGUUUGCUUCCCUCAUCUUCAUCUUUUCCACACAUGUCUUUGACGUUGGUGAUCUAGUUAUGAUAGAUGACCAAGUGCUCAUGGUUCGUGAAUUCGGACUGUUCAGUACCACCUUUCGCCGAGUCGACGGGCAAGAGAUCAUCGCGCCCAACUCCCUUCUUGCGUCCUCCAAGCUGAUCCACAAUCUCCGACGAUCGAACAGUAUGUGGGAAACUACGAACAUCCAGAUAGCGUACAACACUCCUUUACCGGUGAUUGAAGAGAUUCGGACACGUAUCAAGUCAUACGUGUCAGAGAACAACCGUGAAUGGAGCGGCAUGGAUCUCAACAUUGACAAGAUGGAGUACCAGAAUUUGAUCCAGCUGAUUGUGGCCAUGGAGCACCGACCGAACUGGCAGGAUUGGGGCGGGCGGUGGGUGCGAAGGACGAAGUUCAUGCGGAACUUGAAAAUGAUUUUGGAGGACCUGGAUGAGUCAUGGAAAAAGAAGCAGAGGAAGGAAUUGGAGAGGAAGAAGGAGGAGGUUUGGCAGGCUGUGAAGAGGUGGAUGAAAGAGGCAGAGGAGGCAUUGAGAGAGGUGGCUCAGAGGGAAGCUGAGGAGAGAGAGGCCAUAGAGGCAGCAGCAAGAGUUGAGGCUGAGGAGGUAGAGUUGGAGCAGAUGGUUAUGGAGGAUGGGUUGCAAAUGACCUCUGCAGAGGCUGUUGAUUUCUGGCUGCAUCAAGUGUUGGCAGAAUGGUUUGGUUCUGGCCCUGGUCUUCACUUCAAGAAGGUGACUUGCCAUGCACCUCCAGAGUCUGAUGAUGAGCAGGACAAGGAGACUGAGGGGGAUGAUGAGUCUGAGGAAUCUGAGGGGACUCUGGAGAGGAGGAAGAGAGUGUAG